Rattus rattus (black rat) is the source of this 843-nucleotide messenger RNA. Its product is annotated as prohibitin-like. NCBI's taxonomy places the organism in Eukaryota, Metazoa, Chordata, Mammalia, Rodentia, Muridae. Gene Ontology annotation, biological process: mitochondrion organization. Gene Ontology annotation, cellular component: membrane; mitochondrion. The record is from RefSeq and is a predicted model, not a curated record.
AUGGCACCACGGCAGAGGCAGUCUUUGGCCUCAGACCCUGAAGAUGAAGGGACUUUUCCUGUGGAGGAGGAACAUGGGAAGACUGACCUCACUUUGUCCAUGCACCUUCGGCGUGACGUGGAUGCUAGACACAGAGCUGCCAUCUUUGACCGAUUCCGUGGCCGUGGCGUACAGGACAUUGUGGUAGGGGAAGGGACUCACGUUCUCAUCCCUUGGGUACAGAAGCCAAUUAUCUUUGACUGCAGCUCUCGACCACGGAAUGUACCAGUCAUCACUGGUGGCAAAGACUCGCAGAACGUCAACAUCGCACUUCACAUCCUCUUCCGGCCGGUGGCCAGCCAGCUUCCUCGUAUCUACACCAGCAUUGGCAAGGACUACGAUGAGCGGGCACUGCCGUCUAUCACCACAGAGAUCCUCAAGUCGGUGGUGGCUCGAUUUGAUGCUGGAGAAUUGAUUACCCAGCGAGCGCUGGUCUCCAGGCAGGCGAGCAAUGACCUCACAGAGCGAGCGGCAACCUUUGGGCUCAUCCUGGAUGACGGGACACAUCUGACCUUCGGGAAGGAGUUCACAGAGGCGGUGGAAGCCAACCAGGUGGCUCAGCAGGAAGCAGAGAGAGCCCGAUUUGUGGUGGAAAAGGCUGAGCAGAAGGCGGCAGCCAUCAUCUCUGGUGAGGGUGACUGCAAGGCAGCUGAGCUGCUUGCCAACUCGCUGGCCACAGCUGGUGAUGGCUUGAUGGAGCUGCGAAAGCUGGAGGCUGCUGAGGACAUUGCUUACCAGCUGUCCCACUCUCAGAACAUCACCCACCUGCCAGCAGGGCAGUCCGUGCUCCUCCAGCUCCCCUAG